Molecule: messenger RNA, 3136 nt
Organism: Budorcas taxicolor (takin)
Lineage: Eukaryota; Metazoa; Chordata; Mammalia; Artiodactyla; Bovidae
Gene: FMR1
Product: fragile X messenger ribonucleoprotein 1
Exons: 18
Coding region: 1-3033 (1010 amino acids)
Biological process (GO): regulation of dendrite morphogenesis; negative regulation of translation; positive regulation of translation
Cellular component (GO): presynapse; neuronal ribonucleoprotein granule; membrane
Molecular function (GO): mRNA 3'-UTR binding; protein homodimerization activity; translation regulator activity
Source: RefSeq, a predicted model, not a curated record
AUGGCUGGAAUGGAGAUAAAGGAGAUAAAAGCCCCCAGUAACGGAACGGGCGCUCAGGACCGUGCCAGGCCGCGCCAAAAGGCGCGACCUCGGCCAGCGGUGCGACCUGUCGCCGCCCUUCCCGCCUUCCCGCCGGCCGCCGAGCCCGCGCACGCCGAGCCCGUGCGCCUCACGUUGCGCCCCGCCCCCCUGGCCCGUCCAGAGCAGCGCGCAGGCGCGCGCUCCUGGGCCCGCCAGGGGAAAGAGGGCGGGGCCGAGGGGCCGAACCCGCGGGGGGAGGGGCGGCGUCGGUCACAUGACGCGGUUUCACUGUUUACACGCGGAGCGGCCGGAUCCUUCGGCCUCAGUCAGGCGCUCGGCUCCGUUUCGGUUUCACUUCCGGUGAGGGGCUGCUUCGGAGCGGGCGGCGAGCCGAAGGCGAGCGCAGGCGGCAGCGGUGACUGCGGCGCCGCUGCCGGGGGGCGUGCGGUAGCGCGGCGGCGGCGGCGGCGGCUGGGCCUCGAGCGCCCGCAGCCCACCUCUCGAGGGCGGGUUUCUGAAGCGAGCAGGGCGGACGAGAAGAUGGAGGAUCUGGUGGUGGAAGUGCGGGGCUCCAAUGGCGCUUUCUACAAGGUACUUGACUCCAGGGCAGGCCCCAUCUUCGCCCUGCUUUCCCUCCCUUUUCUUCCUAGCCUCGGCUGGAGGCAGGCCUGGAGCCCUCUUCGCGAGCGCCGCGCCCGGGGCCCGGGGCGCACUCGGCGGGAUGUUCUUGGGGAGGGAGGGAAGGACCGGACUUCGGGCCUUUGGGAAACCCCUCGAGCCCCACUGCCUCUCCAGUGUGAGGCCCCAGCGUCUGUCGGAAUGAGAAGCGAGCAAGGAAAAGAGGGUGCCCUUUUGGGAGCCGAGCCCCAGCAGGGAGCGCUGGGGGUGGGCGAGGGCCAACAGCAGGUAAGAGAUCCGGGCGGGAAGCACCAGUAUCCGCGCGAAGUGACGGUGAAGGCUUAUUUCUGUUUUCUUAAAUAUCCUUUUCCAGUGGGAUCCGGGCCUGACGUGUGGGUAGUUGCCGAGGAGCGGGGGGCGCUUCCGUCAAGCCGCCUUCUGCCUUGCAAAGAGGGUUUGCGUUCUCCUUUGGCUUCUCUUUUCCGGUCCAGCAUUGGGACUUCGGAGAGCUCCACUGUUCUGGGCGAGCGGUGUGAAGAAAGAGUAGCAUUUGUAAAAGAUGUUCAUGAAGAUUCAAUAACAGUGGCAUUUGAAAACAACUGGCAGCCAGACAGGCAGAUUCCAUUCCAUGAUGUGAGAUUCCCACCACCUGUGGGUUAUAAUAAAGAUAUAAAUGAAAGCGAUGAAGUAGAGGUUUAUUCCAGAGCAAAUGAAAAAGAGCCUUGCUGUUGGUGGUUAGCUAAAGUGAGGAUGAUAAAGGGUGAGUUUUACGUGAUAGAAUAUGCAGCUUGUGAUGCUACAUACAAUGAAAUUGUCACAAUUGAACGUUUGCGAUCGGUUAAUCCCAACAAACCUGCCACAAAAGAGACUUUUCAUAAAAUCAAACUGGAUGUUCCAGAAGACUUAAGACAAAUGUGUGCCAAGGAAUCUGCACACAAAGACUUUAAAAAGGCAGUUGGUGCCUUUUCUGUAACUUAUGAUCCAGAAAAUUAUCAGCUCGUCGUUUUGUCCAUCAGUGAGGUCACCUCAAAGCGAGCACACAUGCUGAUUGACAUGCACUUUCGGAGUCUGCGCACUAAGCUGUCUCUGAUACUGAGAAAUGAAGAAGCCAGUAAGCAGCUGGAGAGUUCAAGGCAGCUUGCCUCAAGGUUUCAUGAACAGUUUAUCGUACGAGAAGAUCUAAUGGGUCUAGCUAUUGGUACUCAUGGUGCUAAUAUUCAGCAAGCUAGAAAGGUACCUGGGGUCACUGCUAUUGAUCUAGAUGAAGAUACCUGCACAUUUCAUAUUUAUGGGGAGGAUCAGGAUGCAGUGAAAAAGGCUCGAAGCUUUCUUGAAUUUGCUGAAGAUGUCAUACAAGUUCCAAGGAACUUAGUAGGCAAAGUAAUAGGAAAAAAUGGAAAACUGAUUCAAGAGAUUGUGGACAAGUCAGGAGUUGUGAGGGUGAGAAUUGAGGCUGAAAAUGAGAAAAAUGUUCCACAAGAAGAGGAAAUGAUGCCACCAAAUUCCCUACCUUCCAGUAACUCAAGGGUUGGACCUAUUCCCUCAGAAGAAAAAAAACAUACAGAUAUAAAGGAAAACAGCACUCACUUUUCACAACCUAACAGCACAAAAGUCCAGAGGGUGUUAGUGGUUUCAUCCAUUGUAGCAGGGGAAUCCCAGAAACCUGAACUCAAGGCUUGGCAGGGUAUGGUACCGUUUGUUUUUGUGGGAACAAAAGACAGCAUUGCUAAUGCCACUGUUCUUUUGGAUUAUCACCUAAACUAUUUAAAGGAAGUAGACCAGUUGCGUUUGGAGAGAUUACAAAUUGAUGAGCAGUUGCGACAGAUUGGAGCUAGUUCUAGACCACCACCAAAUCGUACAGAUAAGGAAAAAGGCUAUGUGACUGAUGAUGGUCAAGGACUGGGUCGAGGUAGUAGACCUUACAGAAAUAGGGGGCACGGCAGACGCGGUCCUGGAUAUACUUCAGGAACUAAUUCUGAAGCAUCAAAUGCUUCUGAAACAGAAUCUGACCACAGAGAUGAACUCAGUGAUUGGUCAUUAGCUCCAACAGAGGAAGAGAGGGAGAACUUCCUGCGCAGAGGAGACGGGCGGCGGCGUGGCGGCGGAGGAAGAGGACAAGGAGGAAGAGGACGUGGAGGCAGCUUCAAAGGAAACGACGAUCACUCCCGAACAGAUAAUCGUCCACGUAAUCCAAGAGAGGCUAAAGGAAGAACAGCAGAUGGAUCCCUCCAGAUCAGAGUUGACUGCAAUAAUGAAAGGAGUGUCCACACUAAAACAUUACAGAAUACCUCCAGUGAAGGUAAUCGGCUGCGCACGGGUAAAGAUCGUAACCAGAGGAAGGAAAAGCCAGACACCGUGGAUGGCCAGCAACCACUUGUUAAUGGAGUACCCUAAACUGCAUAAUUCUGGAGUGAUAUAUCCCCUAUACCAUUUCCAUAAUUCUUAUUCCAUAUUAGAAAACUUUGUUAGGCCAAAGACAAAUAGUAGGCAAGGUGGC